AUGACCAAGUUCGGGUCACAGACCAGUACCUACAAUAGGCUGGUGACUGUCUUUGUGGCCAUUGGUUCUAUGACCUAUGGCUACUGUGCUUCCAUCAUCGAGGGUGAGCCUGGCUACGCUGCAAUCACAACACCAGCCAUAUCGACGGCAAAUGGUGUCUUCAGUGGUGGUGGCGCGGUCGGCACUCUCUUCAUGAUGUGGGCGUGCGAUCAAUUUGGUCGAAAAGUCUGCAUUCAAUUGGGCGCGUUUUUCGCAAUGUUUGGUGGAGCGCUUCAAGCUGGUGCAAACUCGCUAGAUAUGUUCCAAGCCGGGCGAUUCCUGUGCGGCCUCGGUAUCGGCAUUCUUGUCACUGUUUGUCCGAUGUACCUUUCAGAGAUGUCGAGUCCCUUGCGUCGAGGCUGGUUGGUUGGACACCAUGCGAUAUUUUUGGUAUUUGGAUACAUGCUUGCGGGGUGGGUGGGCUUUGCAUGCUAUUACGCUGAGAAUAUUCCUGCGUUUGGCUGGCGAUUCCCUCUCGCUCUUCAAUGCCUCCCACCACUGGUUUUGCUUGCUGGUUCUCCGUGGCUUCCUCGCUCACCUCGUUGGUUGAUCUCAAAAGGAAAGCUCGACGAGGCCCAGCAUGUCCUUCAGCGCCUGCGGGAGUCCCCCGAUGACCCUGAUAACCUUGCCGCCAAGGAAGAGUUUUUCCAGACCAAGGAGCAGAUUAGACUGGAGGCUGAGAAGAUGACCGAGUAUGGCAGUCCAUGGGUGGCUGUGAUCAAGAAGAAGUCCUACCGCAAGCGCAUGAUUAUUGGAUUCCUUACACAGUGGGGAGCGGAAUUUGGUGGCCCUCUUAUCAUCAAUAACUACGCCGUGCUUCUGUACACCAACCUUGGUAUGAAGGAUGGUAUGCCUUUGCUGCUGAGUGCUAUCUGGCUGACAACGGCCGGUCUGAUAUAUAAUCCUCUGGGCGCUUGGCUCCACGACCGAGUUAAUUCUCGCCGAGGCAUGUACAUUACUGGCUUUAUCGGCAUUAUUGUUACCACCUCGUGCCUUGCGGCUAUGACUGCUGAGUACGCUGGAACAACCAACAGGGUCGGAAAUGGCUUUGGCAUCCUAUUCAUCUAUCUUUACUUGGCUUUCCAAGGUACGUUCUGUGACACGACAAUGUACCUCUACGUUUCGGAGAUCUUCCCAACCGAGAUCCGCCCAAUUGGCAUGGGCUUCUCCUUGUUCGGCCAGUUUGCUGCCACACUCAUUCUGCUCGAGACCGCCCCCAUGGGCUUCAACAAUGCUGGUUGGAAAUACUAUCUUGUCAUCAUUUGUUGGUCGGUAGUCUUCAUUCCGGUCAUCUACUUCUUCUUCCCGGAGACUGCCCGUUUGACCCUGGAGGAAGUUGCCCAAAACUUCGGUGAAGAAGUUGCGGUUCAUCUCACGGACGCCACUGAUGAAGAAAAGGCUCAACUCGAUGAGAAGCUCGCUCAUUCAAGUGGUGCUAUCUUUGAACCCUCGGAGACAUCAGUACCUCCCGAUGAUGGGGAGGGCGCAGUCACUGCCCCGGUAUCCAAAGCCUAG
Molecule: messenger RNA, 1554 nt
Organism: Penicillium cataractarum
Lineage: Eukaryota; Fungi; Ascomycota; Eurotiomycetes; Eurotiales; Aspergillaceae
Product: putative MFS sugar transporter
Exons: 9
Coding region: 1-1554 (517 amino acids)
Biological process (GO): carbohydrate transport; transmembrane transport
Cellular component (GO): membrane
Molecular function (GO): carbohydrate:proton symporter activity
Source: RefSeq, a predicted model, not a curated record